Cloeon dipterum is the source of this 2364-nucleotide messenger RNA. RefSeq names its product Exocyst complex component Sec10 (gene Sec10). Gene Ontology annotation, cellular component: exocyst; cytoplasm. Lineage: Eukaryota; Metazoa; Arthropoda; Insecta; Ephemeroptera; Baetidae. The transcript is spliced from 14 exons. Bases 141 to 2282 code for a protein of 713 amino acids. The record is from RefSeq and is a predicted model, not a curated record. Gene Ontology annotation, biological process: Golgi to plasma membrane transport; exocytosis.
CUGUGACAGCUCGUGAGCAUGACUGCCCGCCCACUUGAUCGAAAAAUACAAAUAAUCUUGUGAUACGGAUGCUUAGAUUAAUCACUGCUGAAUCGCUUUGAUCAUCUGCAAGCUAAACAAGCAAAUUUAACUUUGCCAACAUGUUUAUGCAAUAUAUGAAAGAGUUGGAACAGGAACCAUUUGAUGCCGACGAGUUUGUCGAAAGACUUGCCUGGCGCACUGUUUCGGUCACAAGAGAUGAAGGCGACCAGCAACAAUUCGAUCCAAUUUUGCUAAAUGACACUUUCGUUCAAGCUAUCAAAGAUUUACAACUGCUUCACGAGCGACAGCAGAAAAAAUGUGAAAAGUUGGAAAAUGAAUGCAGAGAGGAAGAGGCGAAGCACUUUCAAAAGAUUAGCUCUUUGCAAGAGAAGAAUAGAUCUGCAGUGUCCACUUUCCAAAAAUUGGACGAGAGAAUCAAUUCGGUGGCUACGAAAGUGCUUCAUCUGGGAGAUCAGCUGGAAAGCGUCAAUUUGCCACGUUCAAGGGCUGUAGAGGCCCAAAAACUGAUGAACCACUUUGCUGAGUUCCUGGGCCCUGGCUCCCCCAUAUCGGAUGUGUUCACAGAUACUAAAAAGAUUGACGAAGCUGCGGAUAUUAUUCAAAAGCUGCACUUAAUUUCACAGGAGCUACCCGACAAGUUUGACUCUGCCAAGAAAAAAAUCGGCAAGUACUACAAGAACAUCGAGGAGCAACUCAUUGACGAUUUUGUGAGGGCGCAGAGAUCUAACAACAGGGCCAGGAUGAAGGAGAUUGCCGCCAUUCUCUAUCAUUUCAAAAGCUAUUCCCAAUGCAUUGAUGCCUUCAUUGAGCAAAGCUUGAUGGGAGCGUUCACCGGAAAAGACAUCUUUCUCUUGGUCAUUCCACUCUGCGAGAAAAACUUUUCUGUGAUGAAGGAGGUGUUUAGCAACCCAGAACAAGUGAUGGCUAAGUUUGUGUUGAACAUUUUUGAACAGCUUCAGACCUACGUUGUUAGUAUUUUAACUAGCAAGUCUGGCUCUGAUGAUUACUUGAGAAACUUGGCAGAUUCAUAUUCCAAGACUGUGAAACUUGCUGCAGAUCUUUCCAAAUUUGAUAUGGGAAGUGACAACUCAUAUUUAAACAUGCUUACUACCAAAACAUUCCAAAAGUACCUAGAUACUUAUAUCACUGAUGAAACGCGCCUUUUGAGAGAGAAAUGCUCAAACCUCUUGUUGAACUAUUACAAUUCUAAAAAGCAUCAGAAGAAAGCCAUCCAAACUGGAGGCUUCCAAGAUCUAAGGAGAGACUUGCAAGCUGUGAUUGGAACUCGGGCUAACAUCAAUAUUGCUCAGAUUGAAAACUAUGGAGGUGAAACAUUCCUGUCGGAGGAAAUGGCGAUUACCAUCCUACAGGAAAGCAAGUCCGCCUUUCAGCGAUGUCAAUUGCUCUCUCAACCUAAGGAAACGGCCGCCAAUGCUUCUCUAGUUUUGGAAAUCUUGCUCCAGUAUUUGGUGGUCGAGCACAUCGAUUACGCCAUUGAUUUGGGUUUGCAAGCUUUGCCCAUUCCUGAGAAAAGCAAUCCAAAGAUUUACUUUUUUGAUGUCGUCAGACAGUGCAAUGCAAUAAUUCAUCUGCUCGAGAAACAGUUCAGUGAUAGUGUUGUGCCACUCAUUAGUUCAACACCCAAACACUCGGAGUGCCUUCAAAAGAAAAAGCAGCUGCUUGAGCAGAUUGAGACCAAACUUGACAACGGUUUGGACAGGACAAUAAACGCAAUCGUCGGUUGGGUCAAAAGUUACCUGCAAAGUGAGCAGAAAAAAUCAGACUUCAAACCAGAGACGGACGUAGAUACUCUCUCGUCACAGGCGUCCCUAAAAGUGGUACAGUUCAUGAAUGACAUAACCAAAAAGGCGCGGGACAGUCUAGAUGGGAAAAAUGUGGACCACUUCCUGAUGGAGCUUGGUGUGCGCUUCCACAGGGUGAUAUUUGACCACCUUCAUCAGUUCCAGUUCAACUCGGCUGGUGCGAUGUGCGCCAUCUGUGAUGUCAACGAGUACAGGAAGUGCGUGAAGGCUUACAAGCAACCACUGGUCGACACUCUCUUUGACUCUCUACACGCCCUUUGCAAUUUGCUUCUGGUGAAGCCGGAGAACCUGCAGCAAGUCUGCAAUGGGGAGCAAUUGGCUGGACUGGACAGGUCAAUCCUAAUUAAUUUCAUCCAGCUCCGCAGCGACUACAAAACGCAAAAGUUGGCCGUCACCUUGAAAGGACUAGCCUCGUAACUUGUUGUCGUAAUAUGGUGUUGUGUUCUAACCUUAUUUAUUUCAUUUCAUAUAGGGAAUUGUAUGGAAGUAAUUAAACAAA